This is a messenger RNA of Ciona intestinalis (vase tunicate), 1094 nucleotides long. RefSeq names its product survival of motor neuron-related-splicing factor 30-like. Lineage: Eukaryota; Metazoa; Chordata; Ascidiacea; Phlebobranchia; Cionidae. The record is from RefSeq and is a predicted model, not a curated record.
CCGUUUUGUUACAACUUCUUCAAGCUUGAGAUUGAAGAAAAGUAAAAUAGUAAAGAGUUUUUCGGUUUAUUUUGCUUUAUUUAAUUGCAAUAACUGCACUGAAAUAAAAGCUUGGAACCACGCAAAAGUUAUAUGCUGGUUUGAAAAAGCCACAUAAGUCAUGGAAGAGUUAACGGCCAGCUUGAAAAGUUACAAAGUCCAAUACGCGCAAGUGGAAGCUGCUCUUGCUGCCGAUGAAGAAAACGAUGAAUUGCUCAAGUUAAAACAAGAUCUAGUUGAAGUUAUUCAACUUACAGAAGAUUUAAUUAGCGCUGAAAAUGAAGAUGGUCAAGGCUCAUCUAAAUCCAAACCAAAGUUAGAGUGGGGUAUUGGAGAUAAAUGCUUAGCUUUGAAAGCAGAUGAAGGAAAGUAUUAUGAAGCUGUAGUAGAAGACAUACUCGCUGAGAGUGAAUAUGUGGCGGUCGCAUUUUGUGAAAGUGGAAAAUCAGAUAUUUGUCAAAUGUCGGCCCUCAAACCUGCAAUUGGUGGUAAGGCUGGACCAGGUUCUUUGCAUUGGAAAAGCAAAAACCACUUGAAAAAGGAGCAAUCUAUUGCCCAGCGUGAAUACAGAAAAAAGAGAAACUUGAAAAAGAAAAUGAGAUUAAAGGAGAAAGAGGCCGAGUCUGAAAUUUCCAAAAACAAAUGGAAAGAUUUCAACAAAAAAGUUUAUUCAAAGACUUCAAAGGGAAAGGUAAAAAGAAGUAUUUUUGCUUCUCCUGAAGGGGCGGGUGGUAAGGUAGGUAUUGGAACCUGUGGUGUAGCAGAUAAGGAGAUGACCAAAUAUGACCAUGGAGCAAAAUACAAUGCACGUCAUCUUGUACCAAGAUGAGAAUUCUAUAUAAUCACUCAACUUAUAUGAUCUAUUCUAUCUGGGUACUGGAGUAAUACUCUCCUGCUAUUGCAGUUUUUAGUCAGUUUCUUUUCUUUUGUACAAGAUACAAUUAUGUUGUCUUGUAUACUGCUUGGGUUUUUUGAAAUGUAAUUUUGAGUUGAGUAGUAAGGCUUAUUACUUCAUAACGUGUACAAACAUUGAAUAAAUAAAAUUCAAGCAGGAA